ACCAAACGAGAAUAACCAACCUCGGCCUUUUCACUGAGAUUAUGCUCCGAAAUUUCAUGCAUGGAUUCCACUCAUACACAGACUUAAACUAAACUAAGCCUCUCUCUUUCCACAUAACCUUCUUCUUCUUCUUCUUCAAAUACUUCAGUAUAGUUUUAAUGGAUUCUCAUGAUCAUUUGAUCCAUGGAAGCCAAACAGACCAAACACAACAUCCAUUUCUCAAAAGAUUUACCAACUCAGUUCGCUACAUGCUUGGCUCUCAGCGACUCAUUUUUCUCUUCGUUGGAAUUUCCAUCGCAGCUCUCUUUUUCAACAGAUUUCCUGUGUCACCUUCACCACCGUUCCAUCACCAUCAGAUAAUCGACUCGGGUUUUCAAUCCCACUCGACUCACUUGGCUCGCCGCCGGGUCCUCUACGAGACUCACCAGGAGGAAAAGUCGUCGUUUGGCCGCACAAAUGCGGGUGGAAAAGUGCCUUUAGGCCUGAAAAGAAAAGCCUUGAGGAUUCUAGUCACCGGUGGAGCUGGAUUCGUGGGCAGCCACCUUGUGGACCGUCUGAUGGAGAGAGGCGAUAACGUGAUAGUGGUUGAUAAUUUCUUCACGGGGAGAAAAGAUAAUCUGGUGCAUCAUUUCGGUAACCACCGGUUUGAGUUGAUCAGACACGACGUCGUCGAGCCGAUUCUUCUUGAAGUUGAUCAGAUCUACCACCUAGCCUGCCCCGCCUCGCCCGUUCAUUACAAAUUCAAUCCCGUCAAGACUAUUAAGACGAAUGUGGUUGGGACACUGAACAUGUUAGGUCUGGCGAAGAGAGUAGGUGCACGGUUCCUGUUAACCAGCACAAGUGAGGUGUACGGCGAUCCUCUGCAGCACCCACAAGCCGAAACCUACUGGGGCAACGUCAACCCCAUCGGUGUGAGGAGCUGCUAUGACGAGGGAAAGCGCACAGCCGAGACCUUGUCCAUGGACUAUCACAGAGGACUUGGAAUUGAGGUGAGGAUUGCUAGGAUUUUUAACACUUAUGGACCACGUAUGUGUAUUGAUGAUGGUCGUGUGGUUAGCAAUUUCGUUGCCCAGGCAUUGAGGAAGCAGCCAUUGACUGUGUAUGGGGACGGCAAGCAAACCAGGAGCUUCCAAUACGUUUCAGACUUGGUAGAGGGUCUACUUCGUCUUAUGGAAGGUGAACAUGUCGGUCCUUUCAAUCUCGGUAACCCUGGUGAAUUUACCAUGCUUGAACUCGCACAGGUGGUCCAAGAAGUGAUAGAUCCAAAUGCUAAAAUAGAGUUUAGGCCUAACACAGAGGAUGACCCACACAAGAGAAAGCCAGACAUUACCAAAGCAAAAAAGUUUCUAGGGUGGGAGCCCACCGUCUCCCUCCGGAACGGCCUGCCUCUCAUGGUUUCUGACUUCAAACACCGCAUCUUUGGCAACCAAAAGGAAGGUGGCGCCACCGUUUAACUUAAGCCAAUAAUUUUUUUUGUUGUUGUUGUUGUGAUUUGCAGAGGCCCAGAGGCCUAAUUUGCAGUUUGAUGUCUCGGAAUUCUCCUUAUCUUUAGAAUUCCAGUUAUUUCAGAUAACAGAUGUAUCCAUGUACUGGAUAUAAUGCCAUUUUCAUCAUUUUCUAUGAAGGAAUUUUUGUUAUCUCA
Molecule: messenger RNA, 1642 nt
Organism: Mangifera indica (mango)
Lineage: Eukaryota; Viridiplantae; Streptophyta; Magnoliopsida; Sapindales; Anacardiaceae
Product: UDP-glucuronic acid decarboxylase 2-like
Exons: 7
Coding region: 159-1454 (431 amino acids)
Biological process (GO): D-xylose metabolic process
Cellular component (GO): cytoplasm
Molecular function (GO): NAD+ binding; UDP-glucuronate decarboxylase activity
Source: RefSeq, a predicted model, not a curated record